Danaus chrysippus (African queen) is the source of this 1368-nucleotide messenger RNA. The record is from the annotation of a GenBank genome assembly. NCBI's taxonomy places the organism in Eukaryota, Metazoa, Arthropoda, Insecta, Lepidoptera, Nymphalidae.
AUGAAGAGGACUGUCUGCAAGCGAACACAGAGUUUUGGAGUAAAAAACCUCUGUAACCAAAGCAAUUUAGAACUGCAGAAGGAAGAUGUCGUCAGACCUAAAGGGCGCCUAUACAGAAGUAUUUCCUGUCCAUGUCUUAGGCCGUACGGGAACGACCGUCCCGUUCACAUAAAACGAGCUGCAUCUGCCGCCAGCCUAAAAGAUAUAGCUCCUAAAUUCAGAAUGCCUGGCGUAGUAUUCAAUCAAAUAACGCCAAACUUUAUGCAGUUACGAACUGCGUCAACAUCUUCUGCCAUGAAGGAUAUAACUAGCGUAUGUGCCUGCCCCUGCGCGCCGUGCGGCCCUAAUUGUCUUCCACCACCUUGUAAUACUCCUGCUAAAUGUCUGCAGUAUAUGACUGGUUAUUAUUACUAUCCCUAUGGUACUUGGUUUUGUGGACCUUACCAUAUUUCUACUGGACCGUGUGGUCCUUGUGCCGGUCCAGUUAGACCUGAGGGUUGCGGUGGCCCUGCGCCGCCUUGUCCCGGAGGUCCGUGUGGUCCUGCAUGUAUCGGACCUUGUAAGCCAUGCGGCCCGUGCAUAUGUGGCCCCUGUGGCUCUUGUGGUCCAUGCGGGCCCUGUGGUCCUCUAAGUUGUUGUGGUUUCUGUGGCAUGGGAAACUCUUACCAAAAUUAUCCCCCUGGAAGUCCAUUCGACUUCUCAUCGUUUAAUGCUUAUGGCUCGUAUGGAUCGUAUGCCCCGCAUGCACCGCCCAUGUUCCCUAAUCAGCCCAUGCAACCGAAUUAUGGCCCACCAUUUAAUUUUCCACAACAAGCACAACCACAACCACAACCACAACCACAAUAUGGUCCAGUGAAUUUGCCAGGCAAUCAUUUUGGACCAUGCUAUGACGUCCCUAUGCCUACGCCGAUCCCAAUAGAAUCUUUACCACAGAAUCCCUUCAUGCCCCCACCCGCAAACGCCCCGAACCCUGGUCAAGUGCGCCCGAGUUACAAUUUCGCCAAACCCACACUAAAGGAAACGCCGACAACCGAAAACCUUCGUUCGGCUCCAUCGAUAGACGGCCCAUGCCCAAAGAACCUAACACCAAAAACCUUACGGACUUCACCGCUGUCGAGGUAUGAGAACAACUUGAAAAUGGGUGCGUCCAAUCGUCAACCGAGAAUGAAUGGGCGCGCUCUACCACAUAUCACCAGUUUCAUGUGCCACUAUUCCACUGGAAGCAUGAAGACUAGUGCCAUAGAGGAAAGUAAACUUGAAAUUGAAAAUGACAGAAAUAAAUCCAAUAUCUAUAGGAUAAAUUCAGCAAAAACUUGCAAAGGAUCCUGCAAGCCCUUCUGCCAUUGGUGCCUCUUGAAAGUAAAAUAA